This is a messenger RNA of Cydia amplana, 886 nucleotides long. RefSeq lists its product as uncharacterized. The coding region runs from base 11 to 886 and encodes 291 amino acids. Gene Ontology annotation, biological process: DNA recombination; DNA integration. The transcript has 2 exons. NCBI's taxonomy places the organism in Eukaryota, Metazoa, Arthropoda, Insecta, Lepidoptera, Tortricidae. Gene Ontology annotation, molecular function: DNA binding. The record is from RefSeq and is a predicted model, not a curated record.
UUCAGAAAACAUGACUAAGACGAGCGAUGAUGAGGAAAUUUUAAACCCAUACGUACAGGGUUUAAAAGGAACACCAAAGGACCCGGAUUUAACUUCCCUCCCGGAGAAAUCUCGGGAGAUAUAUUUUAGAGCAUACAAUAAUUUCAAUAAAUGGCGGGUUGAAAAUGGUGUAUACGCUUUGUCGGAAACUGUACUAUUAUCGUAUUUCAUGCAUUUGUCUCAGACGAAGCAACCACCCACAAUGUGGAGUAUUUACUCAAUGCUGAAGGCCACGAUGAAUAUCAAAGAUGAUAUGCAUAUUGAGAAUUAUUCAGAACUCAUAACGUUUUUGAAAGGAAUGCAAGUGGGACACAACCCGAAAAAGUCUAAAAUGUUUACAUUCUCUGACAUAGAUAAGUUUAUUAAUGAAGCCCCGGACAUAAUAUACCUUGGCGCAAAAGUCAUCCUCAUAAUUGGAAUAAACGGAGGAUGCCGUACCAAUGAACUCAUGAGUCUUAACGUCGAUGGCAUCGAGAAACAUUCAGAGACCCUGCUAUUAAUAAAACUGCCAAACUCAAAGACUAGUACUAACAGAUCCUUUGUCGUUCGCGAGGAAUACGUCAAGAUUGUGGAGCAGUACCAAUGUCUACGCCCGCCCAAUGCAAAGUCGGACCGAUUUUUCUUGCAGUAUCACAAGGGCAAGUGUUCAGGACAGCCUAUGGGUCGCAAUAAGAUAGGCGGGAUACCGCGAGACAUCGCAACGUACUUAAAACUUCCGAAUCCUCAAGAUUACACUGGGCAUUGUUUUAAGCGAACAUCGGCCUCGCUUUUGGCGGAUUCGGGGGCUGACCUCAGCUCUUUAAAAGGCGAUGGUAAUACCCGCCCGAAAGUCCGAGACAAACGUUGA